Cuscuta europaea is the source of this 1301-nucleotide messenger RNA. The record is from the annotation of a GenBank genome assembly. Lineage: Eukaryota; Viridiplantae; Streptophyta; Magnoliopsida; Solanales; Convolvulaceae.
CUCAACUCAACUAACUCUACCAGAUCUCAGAGGCGUUUGACAUGCUAGGGUGGGCUAUCAUGCUCACUCUGACCGGGGCAUAUUACCCGCGGCUUGUGCGGGAAUUUUAUGUUAACAUUGAGAGGAAGAAUGACCCCUAUGGCGACAUCAUGAGCACCGUCAAAGGCAUGACAAUCACGGUGAACGAACGCCAAAUGUGCAACCUACUUAACAUCGUCGAUGUAGGUACUCCCUUCUCAAUGAACGUUAAAGCGGUGUUAAAUGACCUCGCCUAUGACGAGAUAGGAGCUAUGCAAUUACUUGGUCUCAAUGGGGAGCUUAAGGCCAAGAAUCUCAAUGUUCGAGAAUGACUCAUCGUGUACCUCCUCAGUUUCAACAUUUUCCCACGGGCUAGUGACACACACCUCGUUCAGCGGGUAGACCUCUACCUUUUGCACAAGAUGGUCACCGGGCUCGGAUACAUUCCAGUCAUUCCUUUGGUCCCUCUCAUCAUGAUGAGCAUGAGGAGCGUAGUAAAGACAAAAAGAGGUGAUAAAAAUUUUCUUUACCCUCUUUUACUUACUAUGAUCUUCAGGAGCUUCAGUGUUGACCUUUCAAAUGAAGAGGUGGAGUACACAACCGGGUCACAAGUCCUCAAUGUGAGCACCAUGGUCUCCCUCCAUUACAAAAGGGAGAUUUACCUUAAUAGUACCAAAACAUGGCUUUUUUCCCAAAAUAGGACCAAUUAGUUUAAACAUUCUUAAAUAGGACUUUAUGUGUGAUUGGACCAAAAUACCCCCACUGCUGCCCCUGGACCUCCGGCCAGCCGCCUGCCGCCAGACCUCCGGCCACCACCGCCUGCCGCCAGACCUCCGGCCACCACCGCCUGCCGCCAGACCUCUGGCCACCGCCGCCGCCGCCGCCGGAGCACCGUCGGAAAAUUCCAAAAAAUAUCUGGCUGACCGCCAGAUUCUGCCGCAGCCACCUCCGCCGCCGCAAUGGUGUUUAUCAGAAUUUAUUGUUUAUUUAUUGUCUACUUAUUGUCUAUUUAUUGUCAAUUUAAUGUCUGUUAUUUUCUUGCCGCCGCCGGAAACCUCCGCCACUGCCGCCGCCGCCACCGGAAACCGCCUCUUCCGCUGCCGCCACCUCCAGACUACCUUGGUUGUGCAAGGAAACUAGGGGGGCAAUUAUUUAGAUCAAUUAAUUAAUUAAAUAGAAUUAGGGGUAAAAAAGGUAAGGUUAGUCCUAUUUAGAGAAAAACAUGCAUGUGGUCCUAUUUUGAGAAAAAGGUUGAGUUUUAGUCCUAUAUUGGACAAUUUUCU